AUGCCCUCAGCCGACGAAUGGCGGUUGGUUCCUCCCGAGUCUGUUCGCCGCUUGCUCGCGCCGGAUAACAUGGACCACUCCUCUGAGCGUCUGCUCGCACUCGACGCAGUUGUAAUGCAGCUGGAGGCAGCUGUACCUUCCCUUCUCGCUCAGAUCAAGCGCGUCCGAAACAACCCCAGCUCUCUGUGUCGCAUCCCUGCAGAGAUAAUCUGCCAUAUCAUCUCCUUCGCUAAGGUCGACUACGGAUGGCCAAGAAUCCAGAGCGAGCCAGUCGGCAAUGGAGACGAUGCAACGGGGGAGCUGGGUGCAACAACCAGCUCAAAACUCGGUUGGCUUGUACUCACGCACGUAUGCUCCCGUUGGAGAGAGGUCGCUAUAGGCUCAGCUCAUCUUUGGACGGACCCGAGCGAUUACUUUGCGCUCCCUCCUGUCCUCUUGCGCCUGAUCCUCGAGAGGGCGCGAAAGCUCCCAUUUCAUCUGGAGCUCUCGGCGAUCAGUCUCUAUCGUCUCGGCAUGACGACCGAGACAGUUCAAAUGCCCCGGCGCGACGUACCCAUCGAGGUGCUACGGUUCCUCUCUUUCACCGCCAAGGAUUUCGCCUUCGUUAUGCACGAGUACCUUCCCGUCGACUCGUUUCAACAUCUUCAUCGGCUUACCGUCAGCAUAUUCCUCGACGAGGGCGAAGAGCCGGCGCUACUUCCCACCGCGUUCUUAUCGUGCUCUUCCAUGACCCACCUCAGUCUCAACAAUUGUCUUCCUUCGCGCUGGGAUAUCCCCUUGUUCGGACCCCGUCUCACCCAUCUGUCACUCUCGUACGUCGGAAGGCCGGAGAUUCCCCAUCUUAUGCCCUCGACGCUGGAAUUCGCCCGUAUCUUAUCCACCGCUGCGCUCAAGGUUCUUGCCAUCGAUGGUAUUCACCUUCAAGACCCCCCCGUUCCGUCUCCGUCGAUCACACUACCGUCGGAUUUGUGCUCGAUGGAUGUCUUCAGCUGGCGUAAUGCUACGCAGCAUCGCGAUUCUCUGGCAUUACUUGAGAAACUCAUCUUCCAGCAUCGUGGGAUACGCAUGGAGGUUUCUCUUGGACUUCACGGUGGCGAUCAUACGGACGGCAGUAUCGCGUACGACCCGAGCACCGCGAAGAAGAUGCUAUCCCUCACUCGUUCAGCGCUACACAAUAUCUACCGGCAACAACUGAACCCUCCCAAGCACCUCAUCCUCGGAUACAAGUCGUUCCUCACGCACGACUCCGAGAUUGAAUGUUCGGAGAAACUGGCUUGGCCCAUCUCUACGAUGCAGUGCAUGUACAUGGACAUACCAGGCGCGAACUCUCUUCUCAACUUCAACCUCGAUGUCGUGUCUAUCGACGACACGUUCCUCUUUGACGGUGGCUCCAUACCAUUUUCUCUCCACGAUCUUCGUUCCGUGUCCCUCGAUUCCUCCGGAGCGGAGACUUAUCUCGCACGGGACAGUUGGUGGCGCGCGAUGAGGCAGGCCGCAGACGUCCACCGCAUUAGUCUCUACUUCAGUGACUGCGUGUUGUUGCUGCCGCUCGCCGGAACCGUGUCCCAGGACGGCGCCACCGUCUUCACGAUGUUCCCCCGCCUCAAGGUCAUACACGUCCACCUCGAGGAAAUCUUCAUCGACGAAGACGGUGCGGUAUUAGACGAAGCGAACGCGGAGUGCACGCGAAUCCUCACGGUCAUUCGGACCAUAGCCCGUGUGCGGAGAGAGCAUAGUGAAGAAACGCGUUUAGAAUCGCUGGUCGUCGAUAGCGCGUUGAGCGGGUGGACAGCAUGGGACACCGUUGCGGUCCAUGUUCCGGUCAGCUUCUGCCAAUUCUAUUCUCCCUAUUGCAGCGCUUCACCAUCAUUGUUCUCAUCUUAA
This is a messenger RNA of Peniophora sp. CBMAI 1063, 1884 nucleotides long. NCBI's taxonomy places the organism in Eukaryota, Fungi, Basidiomycota, Agaricomycetes, Russulales, Peniophoraceae. The record is from the annotation of a GenBank genome assembly.